Molecule: messenger RNA, 462 nt
Organism: Macrosiphum euphorbiae (potato aphid)
Lineage: Eukaryota; Metazoa; Arthropoda; Insecta; Hemiptera; Aphididae
Source: the annotation of a GenBank genome assembly
AUGCUCUCCAAGCCAUUUUCUCUCCCUGAAAUUCUCACAGAGGAACAGGUUGACUCAGCUAUUCAGCAUCUCUCCAAUUUCAUCUCCGACAACGUAAAAAUCAACUCCACAAUCCACAACCCAUCUGACAGAAAAACUGACCUUCCACUAUCGAUCCAAUUCCAAAUAACCAAAAAAUGCAGGCUAAGAUCCAUCUGGCAGAGGACCAGGAACCCGGAUAUAAAAACGCUACUUAACCGACAAAAUCGUUUAGUCAGCGAUCUCCUACAAUCAAAUCGCGACGAAGAGUGGUCCAAUUUCCUGUCCUCAAUCGAUAUUGGUCCCCAAGGGUGGUCCCGACUUUAUAAGCUCAAUAGACGACUUCUCAGGAAAUCUCCAUCUUCCCAUCCACUUAAUGACGAUCAUGGUUUCCUCCACUAUGAUUCACUCGAAAAAGCCAACAUCUUCGCUUCAAGCAUUUAA